UCACUUCCCUUCUUCCCUCUAAUCUGUCAUCAGUAGCAACGAUCACUUUCAACCAACACACCAUUCAGCAAUGUCCUCCUUGCCUCCCAGAGAACAAGGUCCUAAGACUGCAGGCCGCGUCUUCAACCGUUUCGCUCACCGCGAUCCCGGUCUGUACCCACUCGCUGGCAUCAUGUUCUUGGUCUUCGCUGGUGCAGGCUUCUUCCUGGCUACGAAGUCCCAGUCCCCCGACGUUGCCAAAAAGUUUGCAGUCGUUCAACACCCCUCUGAAUGGCAGAACACCAGCAGGGUUGAAGCCUGGAAAACUCGUGUGAAGAGUGCUGGUCAUGAUAAGGCUGCAUCCUCUUGAAAUGCGUAACGUUUCCAACCGGAAAGGAAAUGCCCAUUCAUUCUACGGGCAAGGGUCAUCAGCCAUUGUGCAUGUAUUAAAACUGCCUCGAAUCAAUAUGCCACAUGUUACUACAGACUCGGAUGCCUGAUGGUUCAUGUCCCUACAGGAGCAUCAUCACCUCUCCCCCAUCCAAAGUCUACAAUCAAGUCCAGGCCAUAACCUCGCAAGUCGUACCGUCGAAGAAGUUGCUGAGCCAUCAGUUUGACGCCCGGUUGCCAUUGUACCGACGAUGAUGGAGGGGAACCCAUAACGGAAACCAAUGACGGUGGCUCGGUGGCUUCUGCAAUUUUACCUUCGCCUAUUUCAUCCAUCGUUUGCGAAUGCCAGGCUUGGAUCGGCUGAACAACUCUCAGAAUCCAGGGAAAUAACAGGUUGUCCUUGUACAGAACCUCCAUUGAGCGCAAAGCCUUCGAUUCUCGCUGUGCACCGAGAAUGGUUGGGAAGGGAUCAAAUAUAUGUCCGUCAUUGAUAUCGCACCAGCAGCGCUGACAUUGUGUUUGCUCCAGUGUCGUCAGGUUGUUUGAAGUCAGAAAAGACGGCAUCGGCAAGCUGACAGGGGCCCAAUAGCAUGAUGAAGUGAAGAGUGCGGUCAGCAGGACAAUGCAGU
Dacryopinax primogenitus is the source of this 998-nucleotide messenger RNA. RefSeq lists its product as uncharacterized. Lineage: Eukaryota; Fungi; Basidiomycota; Dacrymycetes; Dacrymycetales; Dacrymycetaceae. The record is from RefSeq and is a predicted model, not a curated record. The transcript has 5 exons. Bases 71 to 349 code for a protein of 92 amino acids.